AGACAAUCCCGGAAGCCGGUGCCAUGUUGUGAUUUUUGACGAAAAACAAAAAUAUCAUCACGGGCGAAGUUCAGAAAAGUGGGACAGAGCAGAUUUCGGGGUGAGGAUGGAGGUAAGAACGAGAGUAGAACGUUUUCAGUGGGGAAUCACUUGUGUGGUCGGCAUAUCCAAACCUGUGCACAAGUGUCCACAAUCUUUGGUUUUCAAACACACAACAAUGAACACAAGCUCAGAAAGCCUGACAUCAUUCAGACCUAGCAAGCUAACUAGCUAUUAGCCAACUCUUUCCUAGUUUGUCAGCUUUAAGUAGAGAGCUUAAGUCCCUGUAUGAAAAAUGUAUAUGUUCACUAACUGUAAGUCGCUCUGGAUAAGAGCGUCUGCUAAAUGACUAAAAUGUAAGAUUGAGAUUAACUAACUACCUUAUCUGAUCCUGUGAGAAAGCUUGCUAGUAAACAGCAAGAAGGUGACAACAGAAAAAUUAUUUCCUCCUCCACUCUGCCUGUCUAUUCGAGUUGUUGUCGUCUCUAAAAUUAAUAAGUGGCAAUGGCUGUUAUUCUUGACAGUGAGAUUUUCCAAAGAUUUUAAAGGGAGUUCGUAGUGGUUGUUGUAACAUUUCUGUUAGGUUUUGUCCAGAGAAUAAACGGUUAAAGCCUUUCAUUUGGCGUGGUCUUUACUAGGCCAUUGGGAUAAACCAUUUGAGAAAAGUGGAAGUCCAUGUUGGAUAUCAGCUGUUUGUUUAUUUAAUUCAAUAAUCGAUUUUUGUUUGUAAUAAUUCACCCAUAUGUGAAUUUAAACAAGUACAUCAAUUGCUACAUGAUGACAAAACGCUUUGAACUAAAUAAACUGCUGUGAAAGCAACAUUCCGAUAUCCCAGACACCCCCAAUUCUCACACUGGAACCCGCCCUCAAGAUAUGGCGAUUCAAUUCCAAAUCCACAGUUCUGGUUCCAUUGAGCAGCCUUGCUCGAGCGCAGAGCAGCCGUCGUGAGAAAGAACCGGACGAGCUGAAUUCUGAAAUGCAUCAAGACAUGUCAAAAUACUGUCAUUUGCGGGACUCCAUAUAGCUUAUAUUAUUAGCCUUCUGUUAACUUGUGUUUGUGAGGUUAAGAUAGCGCGAGUUUGUUUGGGUGUAGUAGGUGUAUAAAUCCAGCGAGCACAGGAUUCGGUACCACCGCCUUGCGUCAGCAUAGUAGGACAGCCACGCUAGUUAGUAACGAGACGGGUUAUUUUUGGUAUGAGUGAUCGAGCGCUGGCGUGCACUGCGAUAAUUAUUUCGCCAUAUGCGUAGCAAACGUCCGCUUCGUUUUAUACCAUCAAAUCGCUAUAAAUCCUGCAUAUUUCAUGACAGAAAUCUGAAGUCUGGGCUGUAGCCAUUUUUGAUUUAUUCUUCAUUGGUUGUAAAUUUCGUGAUACUUAAACAAAGUCAGUGAGUGGUACAGUAGUUUUCGUUCAUAGAUUUUUUUUCCCGCACUUCAUCCAAUUGCAUUGAUUGAAUGUCAUACGAGGCGCCCUUAGAAAAUGGACCUGAAUUUUUACUCUGAUCUAAUGGAUGGGACUGGGCAACACGGAGAUCCAGAAUUCCUGGACCCUGGGUCUUUCAAUGGAUUUGACAAUAAGGUGACCUACAGCAAGAUUGGCUUGACAAGAGCAGUGUGUGUGUGUGCGCGCGCGCGCGCGCUCUAUGGAGGCAACUAUGACCCUCACAAACGCUCAGCCGUCUUAUAACCGCAUGUUAGGGCUUUGUUGAAUAUGUCGUAGCUACAGCACACGUGUAAUGUAUUGGCUGAUAUGGCGAGGUGAGCUGUGGUCAUUGGGAUGUUUACUAUGUGAAAAGUAUGCCUAGCUAUGUGUGUGGUUGUUAUACUGUUUGAGGUGUUGUUGAUCCUAUUCAUGAUGUCAUUGUCUUUAUAAAAGGGAUGGUGAUGGUCAUUGUUAUGCGUUGAUGAUGAUUUGACCUGUGUGUGUUUUGUGUUUCAGUUCCCUGGAGGCAGUGACAACUACCUGACCAUCAGCGGGGCAAGCCAUCCGUUCCUCUCCUCCUCUGAGGUAGCUACUAAAUUCUUCCACUUCACUCUCUUUUCUAAACUCUCAUUCCCUCUCCCCUAUCCUGUCUGUCUGUCUACAAAUCCUCAAACAAUCUGCAGUUACUCACACACCACAAACAUCCAGUAUAGCAGGUAACGAAGUCUCAUACCUCAAUGACAUACUUCUCCCCUCCCUCUUUUCCUCUACCGACUCCCCUCCACCCCCCCUCUUUCCUCUACUGUCUCCUCUCCACCCCUCCCCUCCCUCGUUUCUCUACUGUCUCCACCCCUCCCCUCCACCCCUCCCUCGUUCCUCUACUGUCUCCACCCCACCCCUCCCUCGUUCCUCUACUGUCUCCCUUCCACCCCUCCCCUCCCUCUUUCCUCUAUUGUCUCCCCUCCACCCCUCCCUCGUUCCUCUACUGUCUCCUCUCCCCUCCACCCCUCCCUCGUUCCUCUACUGUCUCCUCUCCACCCCUCCCCUCCCUCGUUCCUCUACUGUCUCCUCUCCACCCCUCCCCUCCCUCAUUCCUCUACUGUCUCCCCUCCACCCUCCCCUCCUCGUUCCUCUACUGUCUCCUCUCCACCCCUCCCUCCCUCGUUCCUCUACUGUCUCCUCUCCACCCUCCCCCUCGUUCCUCUACUGUCUCCCCUCCACCCCUCCCUCUCGUUCCUCUACUGUCUCCUCUCCCCCCCACCCCUCCCCCCUCGUCCUCUACUGUCAACUCUCCACCCCUCCCCUCCUCGUUCCUCUACUGUCUCCCUCCACACCCUCCCCCUCCCCUCUUUCCUUUUACUGUCUCCCCCACCCUCCCUCGUUCCUCUACUGUCUCCUGCCAACCCCUCCCCUCCCUGCUUUCCUCUCUGUCUCCCCCCACCCCUCCCUCCCUCGUUCCUCUACUGUCUCCUCUCACACCCCUCCCCUCCCUCGUUCCCUCUACUGCUCCCCUCCACCCCUCCCCUCCCUCGUUCCUCUACUGUCUCCUCUCCACCCCUCCCCUCCCUCGUUCCUCUACUGUCUCCUCUCCACCCCUCCCCUCCCUCGUUCCUCUACUGUCUCCCUUCCACCCCUCCCCCUUUCCUCUACUGUCUCCCCUCCACCCCUCCCUCGUUCUUCUACUGUCUCCUCUCCACCCCUCCCCUCCCUCGUUCCUCUACUGUCUCCUCUCCACCCCUCCCCUCCCUCUUUCCUCUACUCUCUCCCCUCCACCCCUCCCCUCCCUCGUUCCUCUGCUGUCUCCUCCCCACCCCUCCCCCUCCCUCGUUCCUCCUGCUGUCUCCUCUCCACCCCCUCCCCUCCCUCUUUCCUCUACUGUCUCCCCUCCACCCCUCCCCUCCCUCGUUCCUCUACUGUCUCCUCUCCCCCCCUCCCCUCCCUCGUUCCUCUACUGUCUCCUCUCCACCCCUCCCCUCGUUCCUCUACUGUCUCCUCUCCACCCCUCCCCUCCCUCUUUCCUCUACUCUACUGUCUCCCCUCCCCUCCCUCGUUCCUCUACUGUCUCCUCUCCACCCACCCUCCCCUCCCUUUUCCUCUACUGGCUCCUCUCCACCCCUCCCUCCCUCGUUCCUCUACUGCUCCUCUCCACCCCUCCCUCCCAUGUUCCCCUACGCUCCUCUCCACCCCUCCCCUCCUCGUUUCCUCUACUUCUCCCCUCCAACCCCUCCCCUCCCUCUUUCCUCUACUGUCUCCCCUCCAACCCUCCCUCCCUCGUUUCCUCUGCUGUCUCCUCUCCCACCCCUCCCCUCUGUUCCUUCUUACUCUCCCCCUCCAACCCCCACCCUCCCCUCCCUCGUUCCUCUACUGUUCUUCCCUCCACCCUCCCCUCCCUCUGUUCCUCUACCUGCCUCCUCCUCCACCCUCCCCCCUCCCUCGUUCCUCUACUGUCUCCCCUCCACCCCUCCCCUCCCUCGUUCCUCUCUGUCUCCCCUCCACCCCUCCUCGUUCCUCUACUGUCUCCUCUCCACCCCCCCCCUCCCUCGUUCCUCUACUGUCUCCUCUCCACCCCUCCCUCCUCGUCCUCUACUGUCUCCCCCCACCCCUACCCCUCCCUUACUGUUCCCCUCCACCCUCCCCUCCCCUCGUCUCUACGUCUCCUCCACCCCCUCCCUCGUCCCCUACUGGCUCCCUCCUCUCCACCCCUCCCCUCCCUCUUUCCCCUACUGGUCAUUCCAUACUCCACCCCCUCCCCCUCCCUCUUUUCCUCUACUGUCUCCCCUACCACCCCCUCCCCUUCCCUCGUUCCUACUGCUUGUCGCCAUCCAUCUCCACCCCCUCCCCUCCUCCCUCGUUCCUCUACUGUCUACCUCUCCACCCCCUCCCCUCCCCUCGUUCCUCUACUGUCUCCUCUCCACCCCCUCCCCUCCCCUCUUUCCUCUACUGUCUCCCCUCCACCCCUCCCCUCCCCUCGUUCCUCUGCUGUCUCCUCUCCACCCCUCCCCUCCCUCGUUCCUCUACUGCUCUCCCUCCUCCACCCCUCCCCUCCCUCGUUCCUCUACUGUCUCCUCUCCACCCCUCCCCUCCCUCGUUUCCUCUACUGGCUCCUCUCCACCCCUCCCCUCCCUCUUUCCUCUACUCUACUGUCUCCUCUCCACCCCUCCCCUCCCUCUUUCCUCUACUGUCUCCUCUCCACCCCUGCCCUCCCUCAUUCCUCUACUGUCUCCUCUCCACCCCUCCCCUCCCUCGUUCCUCUACUGUCUCCACCCCUCCCCUCCCUCGUUCCUCUACUGGCUCCUCUCCACCCCUCCCCUACCCUUUCCUCCUUACCCUCUCCCCCUAUCCCCUACCCUCUGUUCUCCCCCUUCUCAUUUCUCUCCAUUCUAUCCCUCCCCCCAACAGACAUUCCACACCCCCAGCCUGGGCGAUGAGGAGUUUGAGAUCCCCCCCAUCUCCCUGGAUCCGGACCAGGCCCUCACUGUGUCUGAUGAAGUGGCCCACUUUGGAGAGCUCUCGGACGGGGAGCGCGGUGGAUUGUCCACCCCCGGGAACGCGGUGGUGGGGGGAGAUGACCCGUCCUUCGCCUUGACCUUCGUCAACCCCCAUUCGGGGUCACAGGGGCUGGAGCACCAUCUUAGUCUGGGGGUCAUCAGUCAGCCUGGUGGAGGAGGGGCCAUGCUGGGGUCUGCUCUGGGCAUGGUGAGAACCAUAGAGAUACAUUUCAAUGUAUCCUCAAUGUGGUCCUCUGUAGCUCAAUUGGUAGAGCAUGGCGCUUGUAACGCCGGGGUAGUGGAUUCGAUCCCCGGGACCAUCCAUACGUAAAAAUGUAUGCACACAUGACUGUAAGUCGCUUUGGAUAAAAGCGUUGUGGUCCUCUGUAGCUCAAUUGGUAGAGCAUGGCGCUUGUAACGCCAGGGUAGUGGGUUCGAUCCCCGGGACCAUCCAUACGUAAAAAUGUAUGCACACAUGACUGUAAGUCGCUUUUGAUAAAAGCGUCUGCUAAAUGGCUUAUUAUUAUUAAUUAAGAUUCUCUGACCAAUAUGUCUGUCCUGUACUCACGUUGCCGGGAUGCCAAUGUCCAUUCUAGUGUUCUAUUUAAUUCUAUGUGAGGACUACAAGAUGUUCUUUAGCUCAUAAUACUCUGCCCUUGUCUAUGAACCCCACCUCUUUUCCAGGAUCUGGGACACCCCAUUGGCUCCCAGUUCAGCAGCUCCUCCCCCAUGACCAUAGACGUCCCGCUGAGUGACAUGGGCCACGGCCUCUUGGGCCACAAUCAGCUGACUACCAUGGACCAAUCAGAGUUCAGCGCCCAGCUGGGGCUCAGCCUGGGGGGCGGGGCCAUCCUGGCAUGCUCGCAAUCGCCUGACCAACCACUGUCGGCCGCUGCUUCGCCCGUCGGUUCGCUACAGGAUGACGACAUGGACGACUUCAGACGGGUCAGUCCUAUUGGUCAAUCUUUGUCAUGUCUGUAUUAGUCGAUCUGUCAGUCUCUGUCGGUAGGUCUUGUUUGUCCGUGUCUGUUGUAAUGUAAUUCUCAAUUCUGUGUUUACAGUGCAUUCCGAAAGUAUUCAGACCCCUUGACUUUUUCCACAUUUUGUUACGUUACAGCCUUAUUCUAAAAUUGAUUUAAAUUGUUUUUUUCCCCUCAUCAAUCUACACACAAUACCCCAUAAUGACAAAGCAAAAACAGGUUUUUAGAAAUUUUGCAAAUAUAUUAAAAACGGACAUAUUACAUUUACAUAAGUAUUCAGACACUUCACUCAGUACUUUGUUGAAACACCUUUGGCAACGAUUACAGCCUCGAGUCUUCUUGUGUAUGACGCUAAAAGCUUGGCACACCUGUAUUUGGGGAGUUUCUCCCUUCUCUGCAGAUCCUCUCAAGCUCUGUCAGGUUGGAUGGGGAGCGUCGCUGCACAGCUAUUUUCAGGUCUCUCCGGAGAUGUUCGAUCGGGUUCAAGUCCGGGCUCUGGCUGGGCCAUUCAAGGACAUUCAGAGACUUGUCCGAAGCCACUCAUGCGUUGUCUUGGCUGUGUGCUUAGGGUCGUUGUCCUGUUGGAAGGUGAACCUUCGCCCAAGUCUGAGGUCCUGAGCACUCUGGAGCAGGUUUUCAUCAAGGAUCUCUCUGUACUUUGUCCAGUUAAUCUUUCCCUCGAUCCUGACUAGUCUCCCUGCCGCUGAACAACAUCCCCACAGCAUGAUGCUGCCACCACCAUGCUUCACCGUAGGGAUGGUGCCAGGUUUCCUCCAGACGUGACGCUUGGAAUUCAGGCCAAAGAGUUCAAUCUUGGUUUCAUCAGACCAGAGAAUCUUGUUUCUCAUGGUCUGAGUCCUUUAGGUGCCUUUUGGCAAACUCCAAGCAGGCUGUCAUGUGCCUUUUACUGAAGAGUGGCUUCCGUCUGGCCACGCUACCAUAAAGACCUGAUUGGUGGAGUGCUGCAGAGAUGGUUGUCCUUCUGGAAGGUUCUCCCAUCUCCACAGAGGAACUCUGAAACUCUGUCUGAGUGACCAUCGGGUUCUUGGUCACCUCCCUGACCAAGGCCCUUCUCCCACGAUUGCUCAGUUUGGCGGCCAGUUCUAGGAAGAGUCCAGGUGGUUCCAAACUUCUUCCAUUUAAGAAUGAUGGAGGCCACUGUUUUCUUGUGGACCGUCAAUGCUGUAGAAUGUUUUUGAUACCCUUCCCCAGAUCUGUGCCUCGACACAAUCCUGUCUCGGUGCUCUACGGACAAUUCCUUCAACCUCAUGGCUUGGUUUUUGCUCCGACAUGCACUGUCAACUGUGGGACCAUUAUAUAGACAGGUGUGUGCCUUUCUAAAUCAUGUCCAAUCAAUAUAAUUUACCACAGGUGGACUCCAAGUUGUAGCAACAACUCAAGGAUGAUCAAUGGAAACCGGAUGCACAUGAGCUCAAUUUUGAGUCUCAUAGCAAAGGAUCUGAAUACCUAUGUUAAUAAGGUAUUUCUAAAAACCUGUUCGCUUUGUCAUUAUGGGGUAUUGUGUGUAGAUUGAUGAGGAUUUGUAUUUAUUUAAUCAAUUUUAGAAUAAGGCUGUAACGUAACAAAAUGUGGAAAAAGGAAGGGGUAUGAAUACUUUCCGAAUGCUUUGAUCAAUGUAUGGGAAACGGUUUUUCACUCUGUUUUUCCCUCUCCCCUGCUCUCUCGCCCAUUUUAAUUCAGCAGAGCGUGUUGGUGGAGUCCCCUGUCUCUCUCGGCGUCAUCUCCCUCGAUCCCUCUCUCUCCGAUUCCCACAUACCUUCCUCUGCUCCGUCCUCCAGCUCCCCUCCUACCCUCGUCCGGAGAGGAGGAGGGAAGAAAGGGAAGAAGAAAAACAAAGACCCUAAGGAGCCCCAGAAGCCGGUGUCGGCCUACGCUCUGUUCUUCAGGGACACACAGGCAGCCAUUAAGGGCCAGAACCCCAACGCCACCUUCGGAGAGGUGUCCAAGAUAGUCGCCUCCAUGUGGGAAAGUCUGGCGGAGGAACAGAAACAGGUACACACAUUCAUGCAAACGCACAUGUUCACAUUCACUAUACAAGCACAGAUAUGAAUAAUGUAUACUGAACAAAAAUAUAAACGCAACAUAUAAAGUGUUGGUUUCAUGAGCUGAAAUAAAAGAUCCCAGAAAUUUUCCAUACGCACAAAAAUCUAAUUUCUCUCAAAUGUAGUACACAAAUUUGUUUACACCCCUGUUAGUGAGCAUUUCUUCUAUGCUUAGAUAAUCCAUCCACCUGACAUGGUGGCAUAUCAAGAAGCUGAUUAGACAGCAUGAUCAUUACACAGGUGCACCUUGUACUGGGGACAAUAAGGCCUCUCUAAAAUGUGCAGUUUUGUCACACAACAUAUUGCCACAGAUGUCAAAAUUUUUGAGAGUGUGCAUUUCGCAUGCUAACUGCAGGAAUUUCCACCAGAGCAUUGAAUGUUAAUUUCUCUACCAUAAGCCGCCUCCAACGUCAUUUUAGAGAAUUUGGCAGUACGUCCAACCGGCCUCACAACUGCAGACCACGUGUAACCACGCCAGCCCAGGACCUCCACAUCCGGCUUCUUCACCUGCGGGAUCGUUUUAGACCAGCACCCUGACAGCUGAUGAAAAUGUGGGUUUGCACAACCAAAUAAUUUCUCCACAAACUGUCAGACCCGCUCAGGGAAGCUCAUCUGCGUGCUCGUCGUCCUCACCAGGGUCUUGACCUGACUGCAGUUCGGGGUCGUAACCAACUUCAGUGGGCAAAUGCUGUACCUUCGAUGGCCACUGGCACACUGGAGAAGUGUGCUCUUCACGGGUGAGUCCCGGUUUCAACCGUACCGGGCAGAUGGCAGACAUUGUGUGGGCGAGCAGUUUGCCCCAUGGUGGAGUUAUGGUAUGGGCAGGCAUAAGCUACAGACAACGAACACAAUUGCAUUUUAUCGAUGGCAAUUUGAAUGCACAGAGAUACCGUGUCGAGAUCCUGAGGCCAUUGUCGUGCCAUUCAUCCGCCACCAUCCCCAUGUUUCAGCAUGAUAAUGCACGGCCCCAUGUCGCAAGGAUCUGUACACAAUUCCUGGAAGCUGAAAAUGUCCCAGUUCUUCCAUGGCCUGCAUACUCACCAGACAUCACCAUUGAGCAUGUUUGGGAUGCUCUGGAUUGAUAUCCAGCAACUUUGCACAGCCAUUGAAGAGUGUGACAACAUUCCACAGGCCACAAUCAAUAGCCUGAUCAACUCUAUGCGAAGGAGAUGUGUCGCGCUGCAUAAGGCAAAUGGUGGUCACACCAGAUACUGACUGGUUUUCUGAUCCACGCCCCUACCUUUUUUUCUAAGGUAUCUGUGACCAACAGAUGCAUAUCUGUAUUCCCAGUCAUGUGAAAUCCAUAGAUUAGGGUCUAAUUUAUUUAUUCUAAUUGACUUAUAUGAACUGUAACUCAGUUACAAUCUUUGAAAUUGUUGCAUGUUGUGUUUUAUAUUUUUGUUCAGUGUAAUAUCAUUGGGUUCACACAUUCUCUCAUGAUAUCCCUGUAUGUAUUCCUCUCAGGUGUACAAGAGGAAGACUGAGGCAGCUAAGACGGAGUAUCUCAAGGCUCUGGCAGCCUACAGAGAUAAUCAACUUCCUGAGGUGAGACUAGUGUUCCUAGAGAAUGCUAUUCAGUUCUACUCUGUGUGUGUGUGAGUAGGUUUAUUAUGAUGGCCAGCCUUUGUCAACGGGCGGCAGGUAGCCUAGCAGUUAAGAGCAUUGUAACCGAAAGUGUGCAGGUUCAAAUCCCCGAGCCAACUAGGUGAAAAAACUGUUGAUGUACCCUUGAGCAAGGCACUUCACCCUAAUUGCUCCUUUAAGUCGCUCUGGAUAAGAGCGUCUGUUAAAUGACUAAAAUGUAAUGUAAAUGUAAUGUGGAAACUAAAUGUCCUCUUUUCCCUCAACCCCUCUCUCUUCCAACCCCUCCACCUUACUCCUCCUCUUCUCUCUCCCAGCCAACCAUCGAGCUUCUGGACACUGCUCCGUCGCCUCCCUCUCCUCCCUCUCCUCCUUCCCCUGCCCCCGUCGCCCCCCAUCCCCGCUCCACUCGUUCCUGUGCCCCCCACCUGGCCCCCGAGGAGAACACCAUCACCAACAUCUGCACCUCCAACAUCAUCCUAACAGGUGGCGACCUCCCUCAGGUCACCACCCGCUCCCGUACAGGGGCGCACAAACCGCCUGCCCCGUCACCAAGCCCCCCCACCAUCACCAAAAUCAUCAUCAAGCAACAGAAGUCCCCCUCAGGGGUGACGGUGGUGUCCAGUAGUACGGUAUCGUCGGCCCGUCAGCCACCGCCACUCCAACAGAUGCUGAACACCCCUCCUCCCCCCCGUCUCCAGCAGAUGGUACAUGCCCAGGCCCCUCCGCCACUGCAGGCCAAACCAAGAGCCGGGGGUGCCACAGCACCACCCCCUCUGCAGAUCAAGAUGGUCCAUCCCUCAGAUUUGGACUCUCCAAUUAUUGUGACGGCUGCGGGGGGGUUAGCCGCGUCGGGUGGGACCACUCCGACCUCGGGGGAGGUGGUACAGUCCUCUGCCAUAGUAAUGGCCUGUUCAACGGAGGCCGAGGACGGGGCUGAAGGAGAGGAAGGGGUAAGAUGCUUCCUAGAUAUGAUGAUAUCAUAAUAUAUGCUUGGUAAUAUGCCUGCUAAUUCUAUAAAUCUGUUAUGUGCCACUCAAUCCCCUCUCCUCCCAUCCGUCCUAGAUGCAGGUAGAGUUGAAUGUGUCUUCAGGGCCAGUUGUGACCCAGACCUCCAGCCCUAGCCUGUGUGUCCGAGCCGGAUGCACCAACCCAGCUGUAGAGAACAAGGACUGGGACAGGGAGUACUGCAGCAACGAGUGUGUGGCCAUACACUGCAGGUUCGGACGGAUGGAUGUAUACAUGCAUACAUACACACACACACACAAAAACAAACACCCACACACACACUGACAUUGCCACCUGAAAUGCUUGGGAGUCAAGAUAGAUCAUGUUCUUCCCAAAGAAUGGAAAAUGUCGAUAAAGCAACAUUUCUGCUCCCAAUUGUGAUUUUUUUAAAAUUGUGUUGAUUGAUCUAUUGACUAUCUCUAUAGGGAUGUAUUCAUGGCCUGGUGUGCGAUCCGAGGGCAGAACUCCACUUCCGUCACGUAAGGAAUGGACAGAAGGGAGGAGGAGUGAGAGAAGAUUAUCAUGAUAGGGAGGACUAGGAAGGAGAGAAGAGACUGGACAUGAUGGAGGGAGGAGAUGGAAGGAGAGGAGAGAGGGACUUGGCUUUUAUUCACAGCAGACUUUGUCCUCUAAGAAGAAUCAAGUGGAAGACCAAAACUCCUGUGAUGUUAAAUUAUGAAGUUUAAAUAAUGAGAGUAUUUUAUAUGAAAUGUUUUUAAUCAUUUUAAAAUGUUGGUGAAAUGUAAUAUAACGCUGCAGUUACUAUUGGUAUGUCUCUUGCAUUUCAUAGCUUGGGCCUUAGAGUUGGAUAAAGGGCACGUCUUUGCAUAUUUGAGAAUGGCGCCACCCAUGCUAAAAUUGGCUUUGUGUCAAAUGCUCCAAUUCUGUGGCUAAGAUCAGGAGUUUUUCUCCUGAUCAUGUGACCCAACAAGGAAACACUCUGGGCCCUGUUACCAUAUUCUUCCUGGCUAGGUCACGUGAUCAGGAGAAACAACUGUCCCUAUCCAUCAGCCAAUGAGAAGAAGGCAUGUUUAUUUCACAUGUGCAUCCUCUCGUCUGACUGUUGCAUUGAAACAGAGAUCACGGUAUCAAUGUUGCCUGCGACUUAAAAAUCAGUGUCACCUCAGUCCUAGAGGGAAUUUCACCUCGGUCUAAUGGUGCAGACCGGGUUUCAGAUCCCACCGUAACAUAAGCUAAACCCCUGGGCUGCGUUCAGGAGUGUGAAAAAUUCUGAAAGUUGCUGAUAGAAAUGCCAUUUAUAGAACUGACAUGAUUCCUUUCUCGAGUACAUGACAGACAAGCAUGUCUGUUUACAUAAUAUAUUUAUAUCUGAACAGUUGUUCCAUACUGAACAUGAUUGCCAUUGAAUGGGAAGGCUUCUUGUAUACAUAUUACGAACAUUCAGGAUUCCAGUUUGUUUUUGAAAAACCAUCAUGUUGGUGAAAAUAAAACUGUAGGAAACAUAUUUGAAAGAAAAUAGUCAUUUAAGUAACGCGCAAAAAACAUUAAACCAGCUUUUACUUUGACACUACAUGACCAAAAGUAUGU
This is a messenger RNA of Coregonus sp. 'balchen', 12128 nucleotides long. NCBI's taxonomy places the organism in Eukaryota, Metazoa, Chordata, Actinopteri, Salmoniformes, Salmonidae. The record is from the annotation of a GenBank genome assembly.